AAGCGUUAAUUUUGCAACAUAUAAUAUUGCCAUAGGAUUUUUUUUAUUUUCUGUAUUUGCCCUACGUCACAAACGUAUGUAUGAUGUAAUAGACCAUGCUAUAAGUAUGCAAAAGAACAAAAUUGUGGAAAUUUGUGGUUUUAAUAACAAUAAAAAAAAAACAUUUAAACGUGUUUAGAUAUUUUUAAGUUUAAAAAUGUAGGUAUCGUUUUUAUUACAAACUUAUUAGUAUGCCUGCGGUUACUUAUAACUGUUAAAUGAGAAGAAAUGGACACGACGAAUCCGAACACUUUUGAUUCGCAACGUAACUUAGGAAAAUGCCAGCGACAAAAAGAAAAUCUACCAAAUUCUGCUUUCGCAAAGCAGGCAAAAAUGCGCCAUAAUUUAGAAGACCCUUUAGCAACUGAACAACCACUGGAGCUUAGCGAUUGCAGCGAAUCAACAAAUGAAAUCCAAACAAAAUUGAAACAACUUUUAACUGAUGCAAAUGAUACAAAAAUGUCUGGGAUUUUGGAUACGUGCGCAACGCCUUCAAAACCCGUCGAGAAUACUGUAAGAAGAAAAAAAGAAUUUUUACUACCCUAUGACGUCAGACUACCUUCGCUAAACGCCGGUGACGUCACUGAUUACCAUGGCAACGAUGACGACACGAGCGACUCGGAUUCCGAGUUCUUUCCUGAUUGGUCGAGUGUCGGUUCCCAUGGAAGCAACGACGGUUGCCAUGGUAACGAGGAGCACGAACGUAGAAUCAUCGCACGCGAAAUAGCUGAUGACGUGUACAAUGACGUAUUACAACUGAGUGAUGACGAUUUCACCGAAGCCGACGACGAAGUCUUAUUUAUGUAUACAGACUCUUCCCGCCAGAUGGAGCCAGAGGGUUAG
Ciona intestinalis (vase tunicate) is the source of this 882-nucleotide messenger RNA. The record is from RefSeq and is a predicted model, not a curated record. Lineage: Eukaryota; Metazoa; Chordata; Ascidiacea; Phlebobranchia; Cionidae.